Metopolophium dirhodum (rose-grain aphid) is the source of this 700-nucleotide messenger RNA. RefSeq lists its product as uncharacterized. The record is from RefSeq and is a predicted model, not a curated record. The transcript is spliced from 9 exons. The coding region runs from base 1 to 318 and encodes 105 amino acids. NCBI's taxonomy places the organism in Eukaryota, Metazoa, Arthropoda, Insecta, Hemiptera, Aphididae.
AUGGUCAGAUGUGGUGAAGAAAUAUGUGGAAAAGAUGAAAAACAAAACCGAUGUAGUCAAGAAAUAACAACAAUUAAUGGAAAAUCUAUUGAAACGGAAUUUUAUUAUGAUGAAAAUAAAUUCAGAAAUGCCGUCGUAACGUAUUAUUUAAGUAAACAAAAUAAUGCUGAUAAAAAAAAGGUCAUGAAAGACUGGUUGGAGUUUAAAAAAAUAUACUACGAGUAUCAGUUAGCGGUGUUCGACAAAAUGAAAAAAUCAAAUGGUUAUCUUAUUAUAUCAAACUGGUGCAUUGACAAUAAUAUCAAAUAUAGAACAUGAACGCAAAAAGUUGAUGGAAUGGCUAAUGGAUAUCCUACCGAACAUACCAUGAGAAUAUAAUAACUUACUAAAAAUAUUUAUUAUUUAAAAAAACAUGCAACUUCCCUUUAACUCCACAAUAGUCUAUCCAAACACCUACGUCCAUUUCAUAUUCUCCAAUUAUAAAGCAGUUAUAUAAAAUAAAGUGGCUAAGGCGCUUAAUGUCUAAAUAUAGACAAUGAAGAUCCCCUUGCUUUUAAAUGACUUUUUUGUUUAAAUUACUAAAUAAUUGUGUAUGUUAUUUAAUAUUAUUAUUACUUAUAUUAUUAUGUCUACUAUACCUAGUGUUAUUAUUAAAUACCUACCUCCUUUGAAUUCAAAGAGUACUACCCGUUAAUUUUUU